This is a messenger RNA of Trifolium pratense (red clover), 2195 nucleotides long. Its product is annotated as protein GDAP2 homolog. Bases 240 to 1913 code for a protein of 557 amino acids. The record is from RefSeq and is a predicted model, not a curated record. The transcript has 15 exons. NCBI's taxonomy places the organism in Eukaryota, Viridiplantae, Streptophyta, Magnoliopsida, Fabales, Fabaceae.
GUUCAUGAUUCGCCCUAAACAUAAUAAUAUUGCAAAUUGCAAGCUCGCCGUCUCAGCAACCAACCUAUCAUUACAAUACCAUUCAUUCUCAAUUAUAUUAUUAUCGCGUUUUUCACUUCUGUCACAAUAUUCAACCUUUCUUCUUCUUCUUCUUCUAUUCUUGUUUCUCGCACUCGCACCACAAAUCAAUUUCAGCAGCUUGAACAAGUGGAGUGGUGUUUUAUAUUGGACUUCCUGGAAUGCAUAGGCCAGUGGCUGUUUCGGCCACACCUCGAGGUGGAUUGCCUACUGAUAGUGGUGACUCCGUUGUCACUUUAGAUCAAGUUCCACGAUGGAAUGAUACCGAUCAGUCGUUAGGGUAUGAAAAUGAAGAUUCUCCGUUUUCUGGUUCUUACUUCCCUGAUCCUUUAGCAUCGGCCUCAGGAGAAGAUGGCAGUUCGUCGGCAUCUAGAUUUCCUGUUGAUCAUGAAAUUAAUUCGAGGAUUUAUUUGUGGAGGGGAAAUCCUUGGAAUCUUGAGGUGGAUGUUGUUGUAAACUCGACUAAUGAGAAUAUGGAUGAAGCACACAGCAGCCCUGGAUUGCAUGCUGCAGCUGGGCCUGGUCUUGCAGAAGAAUGUGCGACUCUGGGUGGAUGUCGAACAGGGAUGGCUAAAGUUACCAAUGCAUAUGACCUUCCGGCUAGGAGAAUUAUCCACACUGUUGGCCCUAAAUAUGCUGUGAAGUACCAUACUGCUGCAGAGAAUGCUUUAAGUCAUUGCUACCGUUCUUGCCUGGAGCUUCUAGUUGACAAUGGACUUCGAAGCAUUGCUAUGGGUUGUAUUUAUACGGAGGCAAAGAACUAUCCCCGAGAACCUGCUGCUCAUGUAGCUAUAAGAACUGUACGACGGUUUCUUGAAAAGCAGAAAAAUAACUUAACAGCUGUUGUAUUUUGCACCACUAGCACAACCGAUACUGAAAUAUAUAAAAGGCUGCUUCCACUUUACUUUCCUCGGGAUAAACAUGAGGAGCAAGUUGCUUUGUCAAAACUUCCUGCAGAUGUUGGGGAUGAAAAUGGUGAGACCAUCAUAGAUGAGCGUAAAAUCAGAAUAAAGCCUUUGCCUAAAAAGAGUGUUUCAAGACCACCCGAUGUUGCAGUUGAUCUUCCUGUGACUGAUAUUGUCCUGGUUCAAAAGAAUUCACCAAAUUUAGAUUCAUUUUUGGAUCCUGCCUUCAUGUCCUUGAUUAAAGACCCUGAUCAAAGGCGUCUGGAGCAGUGGGAGAAAACUGCUGAAGCACAAAGAGGCUUUAAUUGUGCUAAAUUACUUGGAUAUGGUGACCUUGAGGGGCCUCCACUGUCUGCUGCCGAAGAAUAUUCUCUCCACUCUAGAUACCUAUCCAAAGCAAACUCCUUAAAUCUUUCUGAAGUUGCAGAAAUGAAAAUUGUCUACCGUGGAGGCGUAGACAGUGAAGGUCGUCCCGUCAUGGUUGUCGUGGGGGCUCACUUUUUGCUAAGGUGUCUUGAUCUAGAACGAUUUGUCUUAUAUGUGGUGAAGGAGUUUGAGGCUUUAAUACAGAAACCUUAUACUAUUGUCUACUUUCACUCUGCUGCAUCUCUGCAGAUGCAGCCAGACCUAGGUUGGAUGAAAAGAUUGCAACAAAUACUUGGUCGGAAGCAUCAGCGCAAUCUGCAUGCAAUAUAUGUGCUGCAUCCAACUUUUGGACUAAAAGCAGCAGUACUUGGACUUCAAAUGUUUGUGGACAAUGACGUUUGGAAGAAAGUGGUAUAUGUUGAUCGACUUCUGCAGCUCUUUAGAUAUGUACCUCGUGAACAAUUGACCAUCCCCGAUUUUGUGUUUCAGCAUGACUUAGAAGUGAAUGGAGGGAAAGGUGUCAUUGCAGAUCCCAGAACGAAAUUUGUGUAUGACAAACCAUGAGUCGCAUGCAGUUCUACCAUUAGCUGAGUAAAAAAAAGGGGGUAGUUUGCUGCAGUUUCCUCAUCAUUCGUCUUUGCCCUUACGUUUUCCCUUAAAACCAGGAAGGCUGUGUUUUGUAAUGUGUAGCAUUAUUUUUUUAAUCAUUUGAAGUAAUGAUAAGUUUCUCUGUAUCUAUCUGUAAUUGAUGGUGAAAGCUAGAUGGUUGUCUGUUAUGAUUGUCUUGUACAUUCAAAGAAGCAUAUUUUGAAUAAAAUCAUUGUAUUUUUUUUUUUUGGUAGAAAA